AUGUCAGACCGAUACAACUUUCGACGUAGUACUCGCAGUCAGAAAGUACCACCUCAGCCCCCUGGGGGCUCACCACGAGAUCCAACUCGACGUAUAAAACUCAAGAUAGAAGACCUUGACCUUGACAAGUCCUAUGUUGGCAUUUCGGUACCAGCCAAGCUACCAGCACGGCCAAAGAAGAGCAGACCAUGGACCAAAUGGGAAGGAACGAAGCCUCUUACCGACCCAGCUAGACUUCCUCACGGCUGGCAUAUGAACGAGGACGAUCUUGAUCCUGCGGAUAUUGACGGCCAGAUCGACAGAUGUCUUGAGAGAAUUGCUGAAAACAUAAUGCCCCAUGUAUUUGAGCAAAGGUUGAAGGAGUAUACGGCUUCAAAAGCCGAAUUCGACGCGAUGAUAUUCCCGGGGUCUGAGGAGCUCAGCUGGGAAGCCAUUCAAAGGGUGCAUGAAUUGGAGAGCAUGAAGACGGAUGUAGCGGCUGCUGCGGAUCAAUAUGAACAGCUUCCAAACAUAGAGGCUAUUUUGGAAGAAUAUAAAUCGUGCGAGCUUGAGUGGAAUAUCGGACUUGUCACCUAUUGGUCGAGAGGAGUCCAGAUCUGUCAACCUAGACGAUUUGACUGGGAUGAAUUCGAAUCCAUUAACUCUCACUUCAACGGCGAUAAAGGAUUUUGGACAGAAGGGCUCACAGGUCCUGAACCCGAUACCUCCUCUGCCGAGAUAGUUGCAAGUCCAGCUUUGGGCGACCCGAAGUUGAUUGGGGUAAAAUUAGCCCUCCGUCUCCCGGGAGCAGACUGGUUUGCCGAAUUUGACUUUGUCCACGAUAAAGAGUGCAGCAUGAUGAGCAUCUAUCAAGCAGACCUUGAAACGCUGCUUUGCCCUAUUGGUUCUACUGUUGGGCCAACGAUACCGGUUGUGACUAUGGCAAGGACUCGUGUUUCAGGUGGAAGCAUCAUAACCAGGCAAGUCAUAGAGUUGGAAACCACGAUUCUGGAUGGAGAUCGUCGGAAAAUGAUUGCUUGGACUAGAACCAUGUGCUCUCUCAACCCAGGAAGCUGGACAUUGAGUGCGGUUCCUCGACUAUAUGGCCCGAUUUUGCGAGAUCUUUUAAAUCAGGGGGCCUCACCUGCUGGCCGUAAUUCACAUGUCGCAAACACGAGAUCUGGAGUUCACCCGCCAGAUCUGGACCUGACCAGCAACACACCAGCGCGCGGCACACAAUACAGAUCGCGCUCUCCGAUGCCGACAAGAACCGUGGCCGAAGGAUAUGAUAUGUGGUCACCGGGGAUCAAACGAACCCUGGCGAUGCCGCUUGCCGCACCUGGAGCCCUUCGAUGA
Penicillium coprophilum is the source of this 1335-nucleotide messenger RNA. RefSeq lists its product as uncharacterized. Bases 1 to 1335 code for a protein of 444 amino acids. The transcript is spliced from 5 exons. The record is from RefSeq and is a predicted model, not a curated record. NCBI's taxonomy places the organism in Eukaryota, Fungi, Ascomycota, Eurotiomycetes, Eurotiales, Aspergillaceae.